AUGACUGUCGCUGUACAUCACAGAGAACAAAUUAAUCAUUCUAAGGAGGAAAGACAUGUACCCAAGAGCUCCAAAGUCGUGCGUUUUGCUAAUAUGAGUGACUUAGAGAACCACCGACAACAAAUGGACCCACACUACCGGACACCCAGUGCGGUUCGAGCCGUCCCUCAGAACGGAUACACUACGCGACGCUUUACCAUUGACGAGGUGGAGCUUUACUUCAGUGAAGACCGCCCUGAUUUUCCCAUGGGAUCUCACGAUUAUGCAGUGAAAAAAACUGUUAGACGUGAAGACUUUGUGCUUUGUGGGUACCUCGAAAGUCGACGAGUAAAAUUGGGUAUCACCACAUGGCAUAAGAGCUGGGCCGAGCUGUUUGUUGGCAUUUUAGUUGUACGGAAAUACCAAGACACUGUUCAACGUAAACGGACUUUGAUCCCUGUCUCUGGUGGAAAAUUAAAGCUUCUUAAUUUAAAAGAUAACAUCAUGCAAAUUGAUUUUCUUUUCCAAGGUAGAUAUAAGACGUGCGUUUUACGCUAUCAGACCAAGCAAGAUAUGUUUCUGUGGUGGUGGUCCAUCCAAGUGGCCGCUUAUGUCCCGAUAGAGCCACAUUUACUUCACAAAUGCAUGAGUCAACCAACGCUCAUGCCGCAACAAAUUGCAGAUGGUACGAAUGAAGUGGGGAACGUAUUGUUUCCUAGAUCUUUGCGAUCUGAGGUGUAUCCACCAAACAAAAGCUUUAAAACUCAUCGAGGAGUGGUUCGUCUUAUUUUUAUCCGUCACGGAGAAACCCAGAAUAUCAAUUUUCGAGUUUGUGAUCGAGACAAGAGACUUACUAAGCGUGGAGAGGAGCAGGCUAAGAUCACAGCCAAGUCUCUCAACAAAAUGUUUUUCGUUCGAGAAAAUGACAACCCGAAUGUUACUCUUAUUUAUGGAGGCUUACGACGAACAGUCGAGACUGCCGCAAUUUUUGUGAAAGAGAUGCCGUGGCUUGCUCAAUCAUAUGAAUGCUGCCUUCUUGAAGAUGGCGCACCAAAGAAUGUGGACAUUUUUCACCGAUACGAUUACCGCGAAUCAAUGCAUAAAAUGGCGUUUCACUACAUUUGCCGUUCGAAUGGAGAUGACGACUUUGCACGUGGGCCGAAAGGAGAAUUGGAGAAAUUUAUGCUUGUCAUUGCUCAUACAAGUUUUAUCCAGUACUGUAUGGCGCAGUCUUACAAGGUUUCGAGGGAAAUCAUCCAGCUUGGCGCGCCCAUAUGUCACUGCAGCGUCACGCGUUUUGAUGUGAAGCCGACCGACGAACUAGAAGUUAAAUUUUCAAAUAGAAUCGCGCAUCUUCCACUCACUCAUCAAACCAGUGAGUGA
This is a messenger RNA of Plasmopara halstedii, 1362 nucleotides long. RefSeq names its product Pleckstrin homology-like domain. Gene Ontology annotation, biological process: positive regulation of mitochondrial fission. Bases 1 to 1362 code for a protein of 453 amino acids. NCBI's taxonomy places the organism in Eukaryota, Oomycota, Peronosporomycetes, Peronosporales, Peronosporaceae. The record is from RefSeq and is a predicted model, not a curated record. Gene Ontology annotation, cellular component: mitochondrion. The transcript has a single exon.